GAGAAGAAACAUGGCUGUCGAAAUUGAGUCCACAGAUGUAGUUCGUCUGAUUGAACAAUACCUGAAAGAAAACAAUUUAUUGAAGACAUUGUCUGUGUUACAGGAAGAGAGUGGUAUAUCUUUAAAUACAGUAGAUUCUGUUGAUGGUUUUAUAUCAGAUAUUAAUAAUGGACAUUGGGAUACAGUAUUACAAGCUAUACAGACAUUGAAAUUACCUGAUAAUAAACUCAUAGAUUUAUAUGAACAGAUUGUUUUAGAGUUGAUAGAAUUAAGAGAAUUAGGGGCUGCCAGGUCCUUAUUAAGACAAACAGAUCCUAUGUUAAUGAUGAAACACAAUCAACCUGAUAGAUAUAUACAUUUAGAAAAUAUGUUAGCUAGAUCUUAUUUUGAUCCUAGAGAGGCUUACCCAGAAGGUCAAACGAAAGAAAAGCGUAGAACAGCUAUAUCACAAGCUUUAGCUGGUGAAGUUAAUGUGGUACCACCAUCUCGUAUGUUAGCUCUAUUAGGUCAAUCAUUAAAAUGGCAACAACAUCAAGGAUUAUUACCACCUGGUACCACUAUUGAUGUAUUUCGUGGUAAAGCUGCUGUUAAGGAACAAGAUGAAGAGAAGUACCCUACACAACUUAGUAAAACUAUUAAGUUUGGUCAAAAAGCUCAUGUUGAAUGUGCUAGAUUCUCUCCAGAUGGACAAUAUCUAGUAACAGGGUCUGUUGAUGGUUUUAUUGAGGUGUGGAAUUUUACUACUGGUAAAAUCAGAAAAGAUUUACGUUACCAGGCACAGGAUAAUUUCAUGAUGAUGGAUGAUGCUGUAUUAUGUAUGAGUUUUAGUCGAGAUUCAGAAAUGUUAGCUACAGGUUCACAAGAUGGUAAAAUAAAGGUAUGGAAGAUAUUAACUGGUCAAUGUUUGAGGAAGUUUGAAAAAGCUCACAGUAAAGGUGUUACAUCAUUAUAUUUUGCUAAAGAUAACAGUCAAUUACUCAGUGCUUCAUUUGAUCAGACCAUCAGAAUGAAUGGUUUAAAGUCUGGUAAAACAUUAAAAGAGUUUCGAGGUCAUUCUUCGUUUGUUAAUGAUGCUGUAUUUACACCAGAUGGUCACCAUAUUAUAAGUGCUAGUUCAGAUGGUACUAUUAAAGUAUGGAAUAUCAAGUCUACUGAAUGUCAGAGUACCUUUAAGUCAUUGGGUGGUACAGCUGGUACCGAUAUAACGGUACAUAGUAUACAUCCGUUACUCAGAAAUGCUGAACAAUUUGUAGUAUGUAACAGAUCUAAUACUGUGGUUUUAAUGAAUAUUCAGGGCCAGAUUGUGAGAAGUUUCUCCAGUGGUAAACGUGAAGGUGGUGAUUUUGUAUGUGCUACAGUAUCACCACGUGGUGAAUGGAUUUAUUGUGUUGGUGAAGAUAUGGUUUUAUAUUGUUUUAGUAUUACUACAGGCAAGCUAGAAAGAACAUUAACUGUCCAUGAUAAAGAUGUCAUUGGUAUAGCUCAUCAUCCUCAUCAAAAUUUAAUAUCAACUUAUUCAGAAGAUGGUUUAUUAAAAUUAUGGAAACCUUAAAUCAUUGAUCAUGUAUUAUAUCAUCGUUUACUUGUGUUAUAUCAUUGUGUACAUUGACAUUCUUUCUUCUUUUUGUACAUCUGUGAUAAAUUCAUAUUAAUUUCAUCUGAGAGAGAGUAGUAUAAAAAUAAGAAUACAUAUUUGUUCAAUUCAACACCUGUAAAGAUGACGUCUCACUAAUCACAAAAUAUUCUAUAGCUCAUAAGGACCUUCACGAUCAUCAAACACUUGGUUUUAGUGAACUUGUUGGUGCAAAUUGGUGGUAUCAGUGUUCCUUAUACCCAUAAAAAAAAAUUUGAAAACCUCUUUUCAGUCCCUUUAAGCAAUGAAUCUGUUGACAGUAUUGGCACCACAGGGGAGAUCGUUGGACAUUCUGAUAUGAACUGUUUUCACAGUGGUUAAGAUAGAUUUGCUUAGCCCUUGACUUUAAACCUGUCUUAAACUUCGGUCAAAUAUUAAUCUGAAUUUUUUUUUGGACCUAGAUUUCUGUGGACAACUGGCUGUGUCAAUUUUCCAAAGUGGUUUGGUACAAAUAGUAAACGUGACUAGGGCCUGUAGACUAGGGCCUGUAUCGUGUUAAUUACCACUUUAACGACCGAAGAGUAAAACAAAUGGUUUAUCUUUUUAUAGUGAAUAGUUUUGAAUCUUUGAAUUGCUACCAAUCUUUUCAUUAAGUAGAUGUAUAUACAAGCGUAAUCAUGUAAAAAAAAGUAUAAUAAAAUGGAAGUGUCAACUA
Molecule: messenger RNA, 2288 nt
Organism: Lottia gigantea (owl limpet)
Lineage: Eukaryota; Metazoa; Mollusca; Gastropoda; Lottiidae
Exons: 13
Coding region: 11-1552 (513 amino acids)
Biological process (GO): mRNA splicing, via spliceosome
Cellular component (GO): precatalytic spliceosome
Molecular function (GO): protein binding
Source: RefSeq, a predicted model, not a curated record